UUGCUUGCCCUGCUCCUGCUCCCUUGCCUUCUCCGCGGCCUUUGCAUCGCAUCCUUCCGUUUCUUUCUUCCCCUCCCCUCCCUAUGUUCGUGGAGAAAGCCAGCAGGAUCUUUGCGGCGGCAGAGCCAGGCGUGAUGCGUGCUAUAACGCGUCUCGUGCCGUGAAAACCUCGCGCCUUUUCUUUCUGCCUCGGCUAGUCGGCUGGCUUCCGUUCUCUUUGGCCCAGGACGACCCAGCGUUCCAGCGAUCGCCGCCGCAUGCCGACCACGGGUUUGUGCUGAUGAUUCCACCUCUCCAGAGACAGCGUGCGUCUAGGAAGCAGCGCCGAGGAUGGCGGACCACUUCGCGUUGAUGACGGGCCGGCUGCUGACGGAGUCGACGCUCCAGUCCGCCAUCCAGGAGGCCUUUGCCGAUGCCGUAGCCUCAACAGCCGCCGGCUACGACCGUACAGAUCCCUCCGCUGUUCCUGAAGAUGUUCAGCCGGGCAUGGGCGUGGGCAAGGGCAAGGGCAAGAGUGGUGUCAUGGUGGAGUGCAGAAUCUGCCAAGAGGAAGGCGACGAGGCUUACAUGGAGACACCCUGCUGCUGCAAGGGCAGCUUGAAGUACGCUCACCACAGAUGCGUCCAGCGGUGGUGCAACGAGAAGGGAGACACCAUAUGUGAGAUAUGCUUGCAGCAAUUCGAACCAAAUUACACUGCUCCUUUGUUUCGGCAUGGAAGGAGCCUAAUAAAUUCAAGGGGAGCUGGAGAAGUACGGGAAAACGUCGGUGCUAGUCAUGGUCAAACCUCGGAUCAGGCUGAUGGUGCAUCAAGCGUUGAUUCUCAGAACCUCCACCUGAAAGGAGUCGUAUAUUGCCGAGUAGUUGCCAUUGCUUUGAUGAUUUUGUUGGUGCUCCGUGACGCGAUCUUGCUUAUGCUCCGCGACGAUGAAAUGUGCUCAGUAGAGCUAAUCACUCUGCUGCUGUUCAGAACGGCUGGAAUUGUCAUACCAGUCUACAUCAUCUUGGUAUCAGUUACCGCAUUGCUUCAUUGGUGCAAUCAACGACGGAUCUUUAGAAUCCAGGUUGUGCACGAGACGACGGUUUCAGAACCUCGUGGAGCAGGGGGCCUGCAGCAUAUCAUCAACAUUCGGUAGGAAGCUGCACGGACGCACGGUGGUUCCUGGUCAGGCAGCCUCUGUAAAUACCUGAAAAGUGUUUGAGAUUCAGGCUUGUCGUAAUGGGGUUUGGAAGAGACAGAACCAUUGCGAGACUGUAUAGUUUCAUAGCAUAGUUUCUAUGUACAAAAGAAAUUCUGAAAACACAUCCACUCAACUUCACCAAAUGAUGAAGACGAAGUUGGAUCGGUGUCUGUUAAGAAAAUUGAGUUAGAGUUUUACAUGCAUUCAUGUCAAAGACUAUAGGAGAAA
Molecule: messenger RNA, 1407 nt
Organism: Zea mays
Lineage: Eukaryota; Viridiplantae; Streptophyta; Magnoliopsida; Poales; Poaceae
Product: protein binding protein
Exons: 8
Coding region: 331-1134 (267 amino acids)
Biological process (GO): protein ubiquitination
Cellular component (GO): membrane
Molecular function (GO): zinc ion binding; ubiquitin-protein transferase activity
Source: RefSeq, a predicted model, not a curated record